Schistosoma intercalatum is the source of this 3131-nucleotide messenger RNA. The record is from the annotation of a GenBank genome assembly. Lineage: Eukaryota; Metazoa; Platyhelminthes; Trematoda; Strigeidida; Schistosomatidae.
GCAUUUGGUUCUGUAUGCGCGCGUAGACUCAUUUUGUUCAUUGUGUGAUUUUACCGUCCGACUGUAUUUAUUUAUCCAUGAUUAAGACAGCUCAUAGCGUUUCCAAUCUACGCUCUAAUUUGGAAUUAAGUCCAUGUGUGAUUAAACGUACACAAAGUUCUCAUUUCGUGCAGAUACUUGACGAAUCUAUGUGUGUCGUUCGUGAAGAUCUUACGGAAUGGUUACAACAUUAUUUAUUUUCAACGGCUAACGCAUGUCCCAUAGAAGCACAUUAUCUACUUUGUCGUUUAGCAUCAGGUCUGUGGCUUUCUAGACUAGCUUAUAAACUACAUUAUUCGAUUUUGGAAUCAGGUUAUCAAAUUGCAUUAAAAUCAAAAUCAACACAUAAUAAUAACAAUAAUAAUAAUGGUCGUUCAUAUGAAUUUCUGAGAGGUGCAGUGUCCAAUCGUGACUUGAAAAAUCUUACUCCAGUUUCAUUACCAUCAUUUCCCUCCACAUUAACGGAUUGUGCUAAACUACCACUUGGUCCGUCAGAUCUCUGUUCCUUUUCAUCACAACCUUCUACUCAUAAACGUAAUUCAAAUAUGCCAAAUUGUGAUAUGGAUUUUCCUAAAGAAAAUAUCUCAAUAAAAUCUCGAGUUGCUGAUCGUUGGAUAGCUCGUGAUAAUGUUAGUGCGUUUAUUAAAUGGUGCAAAGAUUUGGGUGUACCAGAAACAAUAUUAUUUGAAACAAAUGGAUUAAUGAAUAAGACCGAAGAGAAAAAUGUUUUGCUUACCCUAAUGGAGGUUGCACGUAUUGCAAGUCGUUACGGUCUCACUGAUCUACCGUACUUAGUUCGUAUGGAACGUGAAAUUGAUGAGUUGGAAGCAAAACAUUCACAAGAUCAAAGUGAAAUAAAUCGUUUAUACCAUGGUAGUAAUAAUAAUAAUAAUACAAAUCAUUUUACUACUCAUGCAGUGAUUAAUUUGGAAAGAAUUGAUAAUGAAAAACUGGAUAAUUGUAAAUCUACUUCUAACUUAGAAAUAACUGUAAAUAAACGAAAAGCAAAAUCUCAGAAAUCUUCUAACUUCAAUACAAUUUCUGAUGAUAAUCACACGAAUAAAAAUUCUAAUAAUUUUAAUACAGAUCUAAUUGAUUCACAUUCUGAAAGUCAAUUUAUGAACAAUAAGAAUGGCGAUAAUUCUGUACAAACAUCUGCUGAUACUUCAAAUAAUAAUAAUACUACUACUAUUACUACUACUACCAUGUAUACCAAUUCACAUUCAGUGAAUAUACACGAUGUAUAUAAUAAGAAUAAAUGUGAUCUUUGUCGAAAUGGUUCUUCUCAAGUUGAUAAUCCGAUUAGUAAUAAUCAGAACUCUACUUGUCAUCACGCAUUAUUUGAAAUAAACAAUUCAGAAAAUUCAAAUUCUGCUAAACGUUCAAGAGCUUUGAAUGGCUCUCUUAUAUCCUUAGAAGAUAAUAAUGAUGAUCUGAGCAAGGUAGUUACAGACCAAUUUGUACAACAACAAGUGAUUGGUAAAUGUUCACCUUAUGUUACCAAAAGAAAAAGACAACAAACAUUGAAUAAUCUAGAUCUCCAUUUACCGAUAACUGAGGUAACACCAGUCAAAAUUACAAAAACAGUAAAUAUUUUAUCAUCAGCUAUAAAUUCAAAUAAUUGGUGUAAUGACCACUUAUCGUCAACUAAUAAUUGUGUAUCAUCUCUGAGUUCAUUUGAUCUACUAAACAGUCCUGUUACUAAUUCUUUAAGUAUUUUACAAGUUGAAUCACCUAAAUUGAAAAUAAUGAAUAGAAAAUCGGACUUGAAAAAUUUACAAAAUAUUAAGAUUAAUACUCCAUCGACACUUAGUGUACCACUUAUGGAUUGUUUAAUUUAUAAUGAGAAUUAUCAAGAUCCAAUAUCGAUUGAUCCUUCCACAAUAUCAUCUGAUGACUGUCUGAUUGAUAAUCAGGUGAAUAGGAAGUUGGCCCAAUGUACAUGUUGUAAUAAAUUGCAUAUGCAGCGUUUAGAAGAAGGUCGAUAUAAGCUAGGUUCACGUAUUUAUUACUUACGCAGAUUUCGUAAUCACGUCAUGGUUCGAGUUGGUGGGGGUUGGCUAACAUUAGAUGAGUUCUUGCAUCGUCAUGAUCCGUGUAGACGAGGAGUUCACUCAUUUAAUAUGGAACCAGCAGUUGUAACUAAUGAUAUCCCUCCCAUCAAGUCAUGUUUUAAUGUCCCUAAACCAAUUCGUCGACAUUCCGAAUUUGAAUCUUCACCUAUUUCACAGAUCAAUUCCAUGAGUAAUUUCAGCAGGCAAUGGUCUUGUGGUAGUAACAGUAGUAUGGAAAGCCCGAGAAGUGAUUCCAGUAUGAUUGACACUGGAAUAAUUAGCGAGAUUUCCAAUGGAGGAAGCAUUUCUCAAGCAUCUUCUUCAUUAAACUCCAUUAAACAAAAACAAGAAAGACCAAAAACAACUGCUCGUCUUACCAUACCAAAGGCUCCAAAUCUUAGGACGGCUUCACGGUCUCGUGAUGCGUCUCAGAAAAAUUCAGAUUUUGGAAAGAAAAUUUCAGAUAUUGCUACUGCUGUUACACAUUCUCGUGCUUCUUCGGCAAAGCGGACAAAUGUUCCAGUAAAUAAUACAACAAAUUUUCGAACACCAUCACAGCCCCGUAAUCUUUCAUCAAAACGUGAAGACUCUGUAUCAAGAGCUUCAAAUAUCCGAAAAGUUUCAAAAUCGCGUGAAUCCUCCGCUAAACGUGAAGAAUCCACACUGACAAAUUGUCGCGCGGAUUCUACAACUCGUCGGACUCUCUGGAGAAAUUAAUUUAUACAUUUUCUUUCUCUUUUAAAAAAAACUCAUUUGGUUGAUUUUAUUUGAUUAUUUAUUUUACCACCAGUUAUAAAAUUCCAUUUAACUGCUUUUUUGGUUAAGAUUCCUCUACAGAUAAUCUGUCAUACUUUGUGCAGAAUACAACUUCACGAAAUAGGUCCACUUGUUUUUGUUUUCGUCAUUAUUAUUAUUUUACUAUGUUUUCUGGAAUCUUUGUACAUACGGAAUUUCUUAAAAUACUAACUCACAUUAUAUAACCUUGUAAUAUCUUUGAAGAAUAAUGAAGUAUAAUAUUUAUUAGUAUUGAAGUAAGAU